Messenger RNA from Ostrinia nubilalis (European corn borer), 2664 nucleotides. RefSeq names its product suppressor APC domain-containing protein 2. The transcript has 3 exons. NCBI's taxonomy places the organism in Eukaryota, Metazoa, Arthropoda, Insecta, Lepidoptera, Crambidae. The record is from RefSeq and is a predicted model, not a curated record. The coding region runs from base 378 to 1685 and encodes 435 amino acids.
CCCACCAACACGUACCGUUUACCAAACAGUCAGAUUUUUGUCCUCAUGUGGAAGUUGUCACACACAACACAACAAACACUGUUAAAGUUUAUUGUAUGCGCAAGCACAAUCCUUGCGCGCUCAAUUAAAUUUAUUUGAUGUCAAUUGCAUGUUGUGUGUGUUUUAAAUUUAUAUAAAAAAAGUUUGAUAAUAGUGAUAAUAGUGUUUUUAUGAGAGUACUUAUUUAGUGGUUAGUGAUAAAGUGAACAACAUCUCUCAGCUGUAGGCUGUAGCAGCAUCUUGCAAAGUAAAUGUUCGGGUUUAAGUGUUAUAGGUGCUGAUAUCUUAAGCAAUAUCAUGGACAACUGCUGCUUUUUGUGGAAAAGUGACGAGAAAAUAUGACAACACAGGCGUCAUCAAUAAACAUGGAAUCUUUGCCCCAGCAAUUUGUAGCCGCGAUGCGAACAUUGUUUGAUAUUAUGGACGAUAAACACACCGGCUAUGUAAAAUUGACAGAUAUUGAGAACCGAUGGCGCGAUGAUCGUACAAAAGGUUUACCGAGAGGUGUUAUAGAGAGCUUGCAAAAAGUUGCGUCCCAUGAUGGGUUGUUAAGUUUCGAAAGAUUUUGCACAGGGCUCAAGAUUUGUCUUCUCCGCAACCAAGUGGAAUGUGCUUCUAGCAAAGUCGAACGACUUAAUAGCGAUGUGGAAAACGCGGUAUUACACUCACAAAUGAGUGCGCAAACACAUCGCCCACCAUCCGCUCCAUUAUUGGAUGCUAAUGAACCACAGAACGUUGAAAUUCAUUGGAAUUUAUUGAAAAAAUCGGAAAAUAUUACACAACAUAGGACUCUAAGUAUGCCUCAGUUAAUAUCGCGAAAGGAACAACCCAUUCAAGAACUGCGGCAUAGCGCAACGAGUGCACUAUCCAAGCAUGAUCAGCAAAGAGCUUAUGGCCCACCAAAACCACCAAGAUUGGAAAAGAAUGUUAGCGAUAGAAAAGAAUCUUCGAGACCAAGCUACAAAUCAGAAGAAGAAUUGCAUUUUGAUAGUGAAGAAGUGAAUGAUAAUAAAUUAGAUUUCGAAGCAAUAUCUAGAUCUGUUGAAGAACAAAGUAGGGGCCUUGGUGAUGGUCGUUCGGCAAACGAGACACAGACACAUGUUAGGAAAACACCUCGCCGACGAGAACCUCGUAGACAUACACUGCAUAACGGUGUGGAUUAUAACUUAUUAAAACGUAUGAAACAAAUCGAACAAGAAAAAGAUGUCCUGUUACAAGGCUUAACAGCAGUAGAGGAAGCACGAGAAUGGUAUUUAAAGCAACUUACUGAAGUACAAGAGAAGAUGCGCUAUGCUGGGCGAAUGGGCGCGUAUGUGGAGCCGUGGAGUGAAGCACAUCAAGAGAGGUUGGAGUUAUUGCGAGCUCGUGUGCUAGAGUUGAAUCGACAGCUCGGAGCCCUAGCCGCUGGCUGGCGACACGGUCAACUUUCCCUCCACAUGAACCUCGCUCUGCCCACUAUGACACUUACAACGACCACAGCAACGCCUAAUAACGCUGCAGUUCUAAGGUCUCAAAAUCGAAUGCUAGCCGAGGAAGUCAAUAGAAAAAAUGAGAGAAUUUCUGUGCUGGAACGAGAAAAAUCUGCUCUUAUAAGGGAAUUACUACUGCAAAGAAAUAGAUCAAAAAUUGCUGAUAAUUUUGCUUAAUCAUAGGUAAUUGAAUUGUAAGUAAGCAGAGAUAAUAUUAUUAAAAUAGGUCCUUAAAAUAUGUAGGUACCUGCUUAGUGAUUUUUUUCUUUUCUUACAUUUAAAAAGAGAAGUAAGUAAACAAUGUUAUGUACCUAUACCUACCUAAGUAGGUACUCGUUCAAAAUUGUCAUAGCACACAUCCUUAUCUGCAUAUUAUAAUACUUAAUUAUUAUCUACCUAGUUUACCUAGCAAAAUUAACAUUAACUGUUUGAUCUGGUUUGCACGAAUAACUUGCGUAAAGGUAAUAGUAUCGUUAACGUAAAUAAUUUGUAUGAGAAUCUGAGAGCGCCUCUAUCGGACGUAAAACAAACUAAAUUUGGCAGCACAAAUGCCUAUUGCAUAGUAACGUAAUCGUACGGUAAAUGUAUCGUAUGAUGUUUAUACUAACUUUGCGAUCACGAACCUUUUUUUGACGUAUAGAAUAGUAAGGGGCGAUAGCUGGCUAACGUAAUCUUACGAAUGUUUUGUCACUGUAAAUUUUUCAGUGUUAAAACUUGCGUCGGAAGUAAAAAGUGUUUUAUAAAUACAUUUCAGUGGGUUUUAAUACAUAAAUUUACGUAAAAUGCAAGGAGCGCGUAGAGUUGAACGUAGUGCAUUGUAUUAUUAUCUUGCAACAAGAUUACUUGAGAUUGAGGGAGGUAACAAUGAACAAAGAGAAACUAGGUAAGUACGUGAUAAGUUUUUCUAUUAAAAAAAGCUUAUUUUUCAGAUAAAUGAUUUCAUUUUUAUUUUAAUGCCCUGUUACAGAGAAAUAAGUCGUAGAUGUAAGCAGAGAAAAAAAAAAAAUUUAUUAGAUCUAAACGAAACCGAAUUUAAGAAUAGGUUUCGUCUUAGUAAAGAAGCUUUUAUAUUCUUAUGCGAUAAAUUACGUCGACAUACUUCUUUGAAGUCAACCAAACGAAUUAGCUUGGAACUUAAGGUGAGAUAAGCAAACAU